Bacidia gigantensis is the source of this 1518-nucleotide messenger RNA. RefSeq lists its product as uncharacterized. The transcript has a single exon. Gene Ontology annotation, molecular function: heme binding; monooxygenase activity; oxidoreductase activity, acting on paired donors, with incorporation or reduction of molecular oxygen. NCBI's taxonomy places the organism in Eukaryota, Fungi, Ascomycota, Lecanoromycetes, Lecanorales, Ramalinaceae. The record is from RefSeq and is a predicted model, not a curated record. Bases 1 to 1518 code for a protein of 505 amino acids.
AUGUUAGCAAAUUCUUCGACUUCCAGUGCAGUAGUGGCGGUCGGAGUUAUCCAACUAUUGCUUAUCAUAGUCUUCUACCGUCUCUAUUGGCAUCCGCUAUCCAGUUUUCCGGGACCUAAAAGUUGGGCAAUCUCACGAAUACCUUACUCGAAUCUACUACAAAAGGGUACACUAGCACACAAGAUCAAGGAGCUUCACGAGAUUUAUGGACAAGUCGUUCGGAUAGCUCCCAACGAGCUCUCCUUCACCAGUCCUAAAGCUUGGCGCGAUAUCUACGGCCAUCACCAAGGCCGCCCUAAUUUCCCAAAGAACCGACUAUGGAUGGCGACUGGACCUGAUGGAAUUGACUCGAUACUUAGCGCAAACGAUGCAGAUCACUCGAGGUAUAGGCGCUUAUUGAGUCACGCUUUCAGUGAACGCGCCCUGAAGUCGCAAGAGCACCUGCUACUGCGAUAUGUCGACUUAUUGGUUACACGUCUUAAGGUCCAAUUGAGGGACUCGGGUCGAGAUGUAGUCACUGCAGACUUGACAAAGUGGUUCGAAUACACUGUCGUCGACAUAGUUGGGGAUCUUGCCUUCGGAGAGUCUUUUCAUUGCCUGGAGACGUCCCGUCUGCAUACUUGGGUGUCCACAAUUUUUACUCAUUUUAAAUUUCUCGCAAUCGUGAAAUCAAUUCAAUUCUUUCCAGGCGUUGAAAUCGUCGUCCGCAGUUUCUUAGCGAGAUCACUCGCAAAGAAACGCGAGGAGCAGAUGUCCAUCGCAAAUGGUAAAAUCCAGAGACGCAUCGACGACGGAAUCGACUCCCAACGAAAUGACUUCAUGACAUAUGUCCAACGCUACAACGACGACCGAAGCAUGUCCGUUCCGGAAAUUAAAUCCACUUUCCGCGUGCUGGUCGUUGCUGGCAGUGAAACGACCGCAACCACUUUGGCAGCGAUAAUGAAUUUUCUCCUCCAGUUUCCAGAUGUUAACAAAAUCUUGGUCAAGGAAAUCCGCGAAUCAUUCAAGUACUCGACUGAUAUUACUUCUGACCGAGUCAACGGCCUCUCUUAUCUCACCGCCGUUGUCGAGGAAGGUCUUCGAAUGGGAGCGACAGUCCCAUUGGGGAUGCCCCGUGUCGUCCCAGAAGGAGGUGCAUAUGUAGAUGGAUACUGGCUUCCAGCAGGGACCUUCGUCAGUGCACCGCAAUUCGCAUCAAAUUAUUCGAGGCAUAAUUGGCAAAAGCCAGACACGUUCAUUCCGGAGCGGUUUCUGGGCGAGGAAUUGAGGUAUUCCAAGAAUGAGUCACCCAACAAGGAAGACCCAGGAAAAGAUGCCCUGAAUGCGUUCUCGUUGGGUCCACGUAAUUGCAUAGGCAGGAACCUGGCAUACUUGGAGAUGCGCUUGAUCUUGGCCAAGUUGCUUUGGGAGUUUGAUUUCUCCUGGAAUGGUGAGCCUUGGGGAUGGAGUGAGCAGAAGACAUGGAUUUUAUGGGAUAAGAGAGCCUUGAUGGUGAAUGUCAGGCUUCGCGGAUCUUAA